AUGGUUUCUUUAACAGAGACUGAGAUAAUCCAGAUAGCGAGACUCCAGAGAGAGGACGGUGUACAGAGGCUCAGCGCUCACUUUUCGUGGCCUGAGUUCUCCGAUGAGCGGCAGAGCUUCCACCAGGAGUUUGUGUAUGACGUCACGAUGUUCGCCACAGCCCGAGGCUUUCCCUGGCCCGAUGUGAUCAGAGCGGCUGGGAUUGCCAAAGACCUCUUCCCGAAACUGGAUGAUUUGGAUGCAUCCAAGCUUCUUUCCUUGCUGAGCAAUGUGCUGUCUGAAUGUUCGCCAGCCCUUGCACCCAUCCAUCGAUACGCGCUCACCCAAUACCUCACUGAGACCUGUGUCACUCGGCAGCGGCUUCUACAGGCUGCAGUGGGUGGAGCUGCAAACCUGUCAAUCACUCGGGCACACCUGGAGGUGCAAGUGCCUCCCAAACCCUGCCCUCUUGCGCAGGGCACAGAGCUGAGUGAAUGGGAGCAUCAGCGCCAGCAAGAUCAGCUCGCCUCUUCUCUGCAGCAGAAAGAGGAGCAGCUGAAGUGUCUCCGAGAGGUGUCAAAGGUCGCUCUGGGGGAGGUCAAUGUUCCUGACCAUGGACGACUGGACAGAGAGGGUGUGUUGGAGUUGGUCCGUGUUGCAGCGAGAGCAAGUGGAGGCCAGAUGCAGGCAUGUCUGAAAGAAGAAACCUCUCUGGUCAGUGAGCUCCUGCAGCUCAAACUGCAGCAGGCAGCACUGGCCACCAGGAGGCUCCACUGUCCUGUUCCUCCCAACACACCUCCGCCUGCUCCCAUCCAGACACACAGCAGGGAUGGGAAAGUAGCUUGCAGCAAAACUAAAAGAGGAGCAAAGAAGUCUGGAGUUCAGCAGGCCAGUCGACCACGACUUUGAAAAAAAAAAAAGUCCAAGAUUUAUUAAAGUGCAUUUUGUACAGAGAAUGGUUGUGGAGUUGAGUGUCAGAUUAGGUUGUGUAAGUGAUAGUUACUGUUAAAAAUCUGAUCUUGGAUUGCCUCUAGCAAGUUUUCAAAGUCACCCUUCAAAGAAUAUUUUAACAAGAUACUUUAUCUUGCUUUGAGCGAAUGGCAGCAUCAGCGCCAGCGAGAUCAAUUCACCUCUGAAAGCUUAAAGGAAGAUAAAAUUAUCUUGUUCUCAGUUUUAAACAUCCUUUGUUCUAAGGUUGGGUCUUCUGCUGAAGCUGGAACAAUCCUCCAGCCCUAGUUCUUCACUCUGUCAUGUGUUUCAGCCAUCAGGCCUGUUCACCACCAAGGAGUUCAAGCGCUGACUUUGCUCUUUCACUUUUCAGAGUCCAGAGAGAAGAAUGUCAUUUCCUCAUGUUUCAAACAGUCUCAUCCUGAUGUCUGCACAGCAAAGCAGAGAAAGAUUAAAAUUCCCACUGCAUUGUAAACCAUAAAUGCAGCUUCACUACAGUCAGUCCAUAUCCACUUGUUUCAUUUAAU
Molecule: messenger RNA, 1454 nt
Organism: Myripristis murdjan (pinecone soldierfish)
Lineage: Eukaryota; Metazoa; Chordata; Actinopteri; Holocentriformes; Holocentridae
Gene: c16h8orf74
Product: chromosome 16 C8orf74 homolog
Exons: 5
Coding region: 1-888 (295 amino acids)
Source: RefSeq, a predicted model, not a curated record